CCGGAGUCCAUAAAUAAAAGGGAAUUUCACAGGUGCCCGAUGAUUUUCAUUAUUUAUGAUAGAGGACGAAUUUUUCAAUUCAGAUGUGUUGUAUACUGAAAAAUGUGUAUUAUUCACGGAAUAUUGAAGUUUCUUCUUCUUGGAUACGUGCCUGGAAUCGUAUGUUAUACUAUAGAUGUAGAAACCACGAAUUGUGAUCCGCCCCUAUCAAGAAACGCGUCUUCCGUUGCUCAGGUGAUUUACAUAAAACCUUCCGCCAAAAUCUCUUGCACAUGGACAAUUCUCAUUGACGGCGAUAACUGUCUGGAGAUCUAUUACUCUAAUGGCGCGGAUCUAUUGGGAGCGUUUUUGGAGAUCGAAGCUGACAAUGAAAGAGAGAUCCAACCUUUUGUCAAUACAAGUGUGUGUUCUGUCCAUCAGGUGACGAUUUAUUACCGCCAUAACAUGACGGAUGGUCGGGUGUCUGGUACGGACGUGUAUCUCCAUUAUCUGUCCGUGCCAGAGCGGGGACACACGGUUUUAAAUGACCUUGGAACAACCACGACUUCUGUUGGAUCCACAGAAAAAAGUGGCGGAUCUAGUCCUGGUGUGAUUGCAGUCGCAGUCAUCAUUCCCAUACUUAUUAUCGGUAUUGGUGCAAUUGUAGCCUAUGUAUGGUACAGACGGAAGUAUCCAGUGCGCAUGAUCGUGGGAAAGGACUUCGCCAAGUUCAGUAACCCUGCGUACAAUAAGCGUGCCUCCACGGCAACGCUUGUGAGAGAAAACGCCGCUUUGGACGAUUACCAGAAAGACAUAGAAGAGGGUGCAGCAUACACCGGCGUUUCCCAUGACAACCCAGCGCUCAAUAUGGAGGACGAUCCCCAAUACCAACCAAUCCCGGCGCUCACACACUCUGUGGUAUAUUCUAAUUACAGACGAAGUUUUGAAGAUUCCCCUGACUUGGGGAAGAGAGCCCCAGAAAAGCCACGAAGACUUCACUCAAAUAAUGAAUCAAAAUCUGACAGUAUCGAGAGCGCGGAAGAAAACAAGAACAGUCAGACGACAGCAGGCAUUUCUCAUGACAGUGUCUUUUCCACUUAUGAUAGUGUAGAUUCUGAAGAAAAAGAUUCUCCGCUUUAUGAAAAUGUAGAAAAUAACUCUAAUGACAAAAUCAACGUAGAUAAGUCAGUAAAGGUGACGUCACAUAGAGUGAGAGAUGACGACAUGUCUCAGCACGAGAUCCAUCUCGGAGAGAUUUCGCAAGAGUACGAAGACGUAUCGCCCACAGCAACAGAAGACGAACACACCUAUGACACAGCGCUACAUAGUUCAAUAAACUCUAGUCUCAAGGAUACUCCUAUAAAAGACUCAAAGGAAGUGUCCGAAGACACUUCUGUUGACGACUUUCAAGUUUAUGAAAACGUGUCCCUUGGAGAAGAAGCCAUUAAAGAUGAACAGAAAAACUCUAUAGCAGACGGUAAUUCUGAAAAAUUGUCCCAGAAUGAUUCCAGCUCCGAGAAAAAUGAAGCAGAAGGAGACGUCUUAGAUUUCCCUCAUUCACCUGUUACUCGGGACUCGUUUCAAGAAUCAUUUUCGAGCGAAUCUUUCGUUGUCCUUGAUCAGUCUGAUUCUGCGGAACUCGAAGUCAAAAAGACUGAAAAUGAAGCGGAGCAAACUGACCAAAUUUCAACACAAGAGUCUCAAUCCUCGGACGAAGAGGAACACUUGGAUGAUGUCAAAGAAGAGGCUAUAGAUCCGAGUGAGACCCUCCCAGACAAGGGUCAGUCUCAGGAUAAAGGAGAUACGGUAUCCCCUCAGGACGCCGAGGUGGAUCCAAAGGACGCUGAGGUGGAUCAAAAGGACGCCGAGGUGGAUAGAUCAUUCGACAUGGACGUCAACAAUUUAGAUAUUUCCGUGUCGUCCAUUUCCGAUCCUGAUGGUAAAAGCUUUGACAGUGCGUUCUCGUUUGUUUCGCACGAUUUUAAAUCAAAAGACGAAUCUUCGGAUUCGUUUGAAGUCAUUUCACAUGAACAAGCUUCUGCAUUUGCAGAUAAUGUUAAGGACAAUGUAAGUGACGAUUCACUAGAGCAAACGGCAAAAAUCAUAGAGGACAAAAUACACGAGGAUUCAAAACCUACAGACAGUGAACAUGAACAACAUUCUACGGUAUCGAAAACAAUUAAGCCAGAUUUGAACAUUUCCUUCCAUGACUCGAGUGAAAGUGAAUCUGUUAAUGAUGAGGAGGACGCACCAACGGCGGAAAUAGAGAAAAUGGUGGACAGCAACAAAGAACGCCGAGAAAGCGUAACGCGAAAGAUCGCUAUAGACCACGGCAGCAUAAGUUUCGACGACUCCAGUGACUCAAGUCAUUCUGACGAGGAAAAACCAAAACCAGGCGUUUUAAGACGAGAAAGCAUCACUUUAGAUAACCCAACCUUUGAUUCGCCGAAUAUUAACAUAUCGCUCAAGUUCUCGUCUGACAAGACCGUGGAUAAGCCUGAACAACCUCGUGGGCUAACAAGACGAAAAAGUAUCACACUAGACAACCCUCUCUUUGAGAAAGAUUCGGAGAUCUCGACAGAACCAGAAGCCUCUCCUCUUGACGAUUUCCAAGUAAUAGAAGCAGGUCCUUCAGAGGGAACAAUCAGUGAAGAGAGCGAAAACGAGGCAGAAGACAUAGAAAAUGUACCUACUUCACAGAAAAAAGUACUAAAGAUAAAUAUGGACUUUGGCAAAGAUGAGGACUCGGACGACGACGGUAUUGCCAGCAGCGUCCCGUCUGGUAAAGAGUCAAAUUCUGAAACAGAGUCUUCAACGGAAGCAUAGAGACUCGGACCCCGAUCCCGACUCUCUAACGAAUGUUCUAGAAACAUAUAUAAAAGUUACUAAAACAGAAAACCAAUACGUCCUUAAAAGUUAACUAAGUUUCACCUCCAGAUUUUAAAUGGGUUUUUGUGCUCCCGUGAUAUAUCGGCGACUGCAAUGCUUAGUGAAGGAAUAAGUACCACAUUGCCUAAAGUCAAAAUUGAUACUGAUCUAAUACUCAAGAAUUUAUACACUUCUUUUAUAUGUGAAAUUGUUGUGUGAUUCAUAAUACAUAAUACAACGUGUGAUGUCGAUUACAAGGAGUUCUUUUUAUCCUUAUUUAAUUCUUUGAUUAAUCAAGGGAUA
Messenger RNA from Saccostrea echinata, 3150 nucleotides. RefSeq lists its product as uncharacterized. NCBI's taxonomy places the organism in Eukaryota, Metazoa, Mollusca, Bivalvia, Ostreida, Ostreidae. The coding region runs from base 103 to 2805 and encodes 900 amino acids. The record is from RefSeq and is a predicted model, not a curated record. The transcript has 3 exons.